AGGGUUACCUAGGCAACCGGAAACUUUGCUAGACCAACCGCCAGCUUCAUCCUCCGCUUAGAAAAAAAUCUGCCUCUGUUGGUUUGCGAGUGUUACUGGUGCUUUUAACACAACACCGGGAUGGGUCAGCAGAUCUCAGGUCAGGGAGUUAUGAACCAGCUCCGUCAGAAGCUGGAGAAAUGUUUAGAACUGGUUCGUGACAGUCGCUACCUAACUUACGAGGAGUUCCUGGGAAGACUGGCUGAACUUAAUGACAUUACUGCUGAACAGCAGAACGACCUGCUGUUUGAAGUGCAGCCAGGAUCUGAUGCUACAGCCUUGUGGAAGGUGGCUGUCAGGGUUGUGUGUACCAAGAUCAGUAAGGAGAAUGGCAUGGUGGAAGCGUCGCAGAUCAUGAACCUGUAUCAGUUCAUCAAGCUGUACCAUGACAUCACCAGCCAGGCAACUGAGGUGCCGUCUGCAAAGAGCCCCUCUACUGAGCUUCCCUCCACUGACUCCUGCCAGGCCAGCAGGAGUGGUCAGAGCCUAAGCGACCUAGCGUGUCAUCUGCAAGUGACUGCUGCCAGCGAAUCGUGGGUAAUAUCUGAUCUUCAGAGACUACUUCCUUAAUGUGACUAAUAAGGGAGGCCACCCAUACAUGCUUUAAAAUGUCGAAUACUUACCUACGUAGAUAGAAAAUGGAGACAUACCCACAUAAGAAGAGCAAGAUAGAAAAGAAUCCAGCAGGUUUCUUCUCUUCUCUUUCUUCUCUUUAUAUUCUUUGUGACUUUAUAUUCUUUGUUCUGAAAAUGAAAAUCUCUUCUUUUAAGUCCUAAAAAUCCCAGGAUGCUUUUUGAAACCAGUUUUGUGAUAUGUUGUUUGAAGUGAAAAAUAAAUAUGUAUUUGUAUUUUACAAUAAAUUGUAACAUUUUAAUGGAACUCAGAAUAACCAAAUUUUGCUUACAAUAUUACUGAAGAAGAGGUGGUUGGGGUUAACUAGGCACUUUAUAAAACAAAUGCUGAUAUAUGUUGACAUUGCCUUCCUUCGAUAUGAAUGAGAGGGACACAGUUGCACUUUCUUGUAAAGUUUGAUAAGUAUGACUCAUUCAUAUCAUUUAAAUCAUCACAGAAACAGACAGUUUGCUGUCCAGGGAAAGUCAGAUGUCUGUAAAUGUAGGACAGCAGUUAGAUUAUCCUCAAACAAAGACUGGAAACAAGGAGAAAGGGCCGGCUGUAGCCAGUGUUAUUAAAUCAUCUUUUAAUAUGUUAUAUUUAAUCAUAUCUAAUUUGUUUAAUACGACUGAUUCAUGGCUAAGUUGCUUCAUGAAGUCCCUGCAGGACUGUUUUCAGCUUUUGGACAGCAUCAGGCUCUUUUCAUUCUGUUUGCAGUCUCUGUGCUAAAUUUGGGAACUGACUCUGGCCUUGCAGUGAACAUACAGACAGUAAAUUAGUAUUGAUCAAAUCUUAAACCUCUGGCAAAGAGCAAAUAAGCAUUAUUUCCCAAAAUGUCCUAUUCUUCCUUCAUGUGCAAUCCAAGACACCAAACAUACUUGUCGUAUUUGCCAGGGCUUCUGGACAAGCAGUAAAGUGAAAAUUUAUGUUCCAUCUAUAAAGCUGUUUGGAUGUCUGUGCAGUGUAUCCCUGCAUGUUUGUACCCCACAUGACAUGGACCAUGAGCUGUGUUAUGCGAAUCUGUACUAAAAUCCUGUUCUGGUGCAGUUCAGGACGCAGGACUGAAGAGUCUCGUGUGAUUUUAAUGACUUGGCUCGUUGUGGUGUCUUAACUGGUGUAAAUCACCUUUGCCUGUCAGCUGUGCUGAUUUGUCUAAAAGUGUUUACAUUUAUUUGUUAAGAUGAUUUUAAUCUGACUGUUGUAGAAAUCCUUUCCAUCCAUCCAAGUUGAUAUCAUAUAUAGGUUACAGUUAAGUUAUGAGUUAAAAUUGUUUUGUUUAAGUGGAUUUAAAGUGUUGAUUUUAUUAAAUGUAAAUAUGCAGUAGCAUAUCAUAAAAUGUUAUCUGGCAA
Oreochromis niloticus (Nile tilapia) is the source of this 2000-nucleotide messenger RNA. RefSeq names its product RING finger protein 141. Lineage: Eukaryota; Metazoa; Chordata; Actinopteri; Cichliformes; Cichlidae. The coding region runs from base 121 to 609 and encodes 162 amino acids. The transcript has 4 exons. The record is from RefSeq and is a predicted model, not a curated record.